ACUCUACCAAAAAACAAUUCUUAAAAAAAAAAAAAAAAAAAAAAAAACCUCAAAGAGAACCCCAUAUUUCGCUGUUCGCGCAGUUGCGCAGGUGGGAAUUAUAAGACUGAGAAACAUAACGAGAGGGAAAAUGGAGCGCUUUCUUGUGCGGAGGAAACCACCAACUACCGCAGUGCAGAGACUGCCGACAACCCACCGAAAGAAAAGAGAAAAAAACCGUGCGCCCCGACAGGCACAUGUGUCUAAUUUGUGAAUGGCAUGAUGUCGGCUGAGAAUUGGACAUUUGAAAAUGUGAAAGCUGUUAUUUUAUCAGCUCAUAAGAAUACAACAUCAAGCAAUAAAAUCGCCUUCUACGACAACUGGGCAGAAAACUAUGAUCAGGAUGUGGCUAUUCUGGACUUCCGUGCUCCGCGUCUAGCAGUGAAGAGUAUCGACUCUCAUUUCGCUGGUGACCGUGAAGCAGCUGUGGUGUUGGAUGUGGCCUGUGGUACCGGACAGGUCGCCAAGCUGAUGAAAAGACAUGGAUUUCGACAUUUCGUGGGCAUUGAUGGAAGCAGGGGUAUGAUGGAACUGGCUAAAAAGACAGAGCUCUACCAGGACCUCAAGCAGUGCAUGCUGGGAGAGGAGCCACUACCUGUCCAAUGGGGGUCAUUUGAUGUGGUUAUGAUCAUCGGAGCACUGAGUAUUGGUCACGUUCCUGUCAGUGUAGUCAGAGAACUGUGCAAGGCCACCAAACCAGGUGGCUACAUUUGCAUGGCAACAAGAAGUAACUAUGACCAUUUGGAAUACAAAGCAGCCUUGGAGUGUGAGCUGAAGCGAAUGGAGGAAGAGGGGCUCUGGGUUUGUGUAGAUAAAACUGAGGUGGAGGAUUGGGAGAAAGCGGUGUCAGAGAAGGAGGAGGGGUACAUAUCUGGUUGUCUCUAUGUCUACAAGACACCGGCACCAUAGCACAAUGCAGAAAAGUGUAGAGGUGACAUCCCAACAAAUACACAUUGGCUGGUGGUAAGGCAAGAUCAUCUAGUUAUAUGACACAUAAUUAAAAUACAGUGCAUGUGUCAGUUCACUGAUAGUGAAAGAACAUCAUUUAAUACCUGAGUCUUGUUAAACUUAAUCACCAAAUGAAUUUCGUUUUGGGGAUUGAUAAAGCUAUAUUGAAUCUUAUCAUGGUAUAUAAUAAAUACAAAUCAGCACAUCAAACAUAUCAAAAAUCUACCCAGUAAAAUAACAAAGUUGUACCUAUGUAUGUACGUUUCUUUGUUUUUUUUUAAUAUGAUAUCAGCCUCUGCUGUUAGCUUGCAGUUGAGUUGGCAGGAGGGGCAAGUCUGUGUCUGUCAGGGAGCCAGACAGAUGAAAUCACAUUCAUAAAAACAACGAAUUAAUUAGGUCUAUGUAGCACUGUGGGACUGUACAGAGUUGGUCGUAUCAGCCUAAAGCCAAACGGCUCCCCAACUUUAGAAGCUUGUGUUUUGAGUUUGCUGUUGUACCGUAAGGAAUGUCUGAGCCAAACCUUUAAGCCAAACUAUCCUGUUUAAAGAUGAUCAUGAUUGAUCAUGUUUUUGUGUGACUGUUUUGAUAAAAUCAUUUAUGUACCAUUUUAUUCUGCACUCUUUAAACCUCUGCAGUUUUACCGUUGA
This is a messenger RNA of Myripristis murdjan (pinecone soldierfish), 1634 nucleotides long. RefSeq names its product methyltransferase-like protein 27. Lineage: Eukaryota; Metazoa; Chordata; Actinopteri; Holocentriformes; Holocentridae. Gene Ontology annotation, molecular function: S-adenosylmethionine-dependent methyltransferase activity. The record is from RefSeq and is a predicted model, not a curated record. The transcript has 6 exons. The coding region runs from base 259 to 948 and encodes 229 amino acids.